Molecule: messenger RNA, 447 nt
Organism: Linum tenue
Lineage: Eukaryota; Viridiplantae; Streptophyta; Magnoliopsida; Malpighiales; Linaceae
Source: the annotation of a GenBank genome assembly
AUGGCAACGGCUGCAGUAGUCAUCUUCCUCGCCUUGGUCGCCGGAAGUACUGCCGCCCAAACUCCCUCCGCCAUCUGGCCGUAUCACUACGUCGACGUCGUCAACGAGCUCGGGGGCGGCAAGGUGCUGCUGGUGCACUGCAAAUCCAGAGACGACGACCUGGGACCUCACAACAUCACCGUCGGAUCGCAGUACGAGUUCCGGUUCAAGCUCAACGUUCUGAUUCCCACGCUGUUCACGUGCUACGCGGCCCCCGACGGCAGCCAGCACGUCGAUUACACUGCGUUCAAGGAGGACGAGGCGGAAUACAGGGAAAGCAGUGGUCACCAUACGUUUUGGAUUGCCAAGGACGACGGGAUUUACUUGAGGAGGAAAGGCCAGGAGCAGGAUGAACGUUAUUUUGCAUGGCAAUCUGGGCAGAACCCAAAACCAAACUUUCAUUAUUGA